UGGGACAGAGAGCCAAUCACGUUGCGCAGCGGAGAAUUUCGAACAAGCGGGAAGCGGAGGAGGAGGAGGGAGGGAGGCAAAACGAAAACGGCUGCUUGGGGGCCUUGUAUGGGGCGCGCGGACUGGCUCCUGAAGCAACGUACAGAGAGCGAGUGAGAAACGGCAAGAAGGAGCGUUCGGGCGCGUGGAGCGGAGCUGUUAGCGGCGCUUCAUCGGGCAUGGUGGUUGAAGAGAACUUUCACAUUCAGAGGUAGUAAACCUAUAAACAUUAGAGGUAGACCAUGGCUAGAGAAAAGUGCUUGAAAAAGUCAUUUAAGGACACCCUGGAAGACAUAAAAGAACGCAUGAAAGGGAAGAGAAAUCAGAGAUUGGCCAAGAUGGGCAGAUCAUAUGUUUUGAGCAAAUCAACCUCAGCCCUGUCUUCCAAGGAUGACACUUCUAUGCAGCUAAAAAACUUCCAAGCAAACAAUAGAGCUUUAGUUCUGGCUUUAGAAGAGGAGAAAAGCAAAAUGAGAGAAGCACAAGAUGUCAUUCUCUACUUAAAGAGAGAAUAUCAGUCGCUGAAGUUUCAGAUGCUUGCUUUGCAAAGACAAGUUGACUUGCAACAAGAAAAAGAACAUGUUGAGACUAGAUUAUUGAUGGUGAAGAAGAUUAUUUCUAAAGCUGUUCAAAACCUCCUCGAGGCAACUAAUCUCCUUGAUCCAGCAAAGGAUUUAUAUACCACAGAAGAUAGCCAGUCUGUGUGUUUGUCAGCACUUGAAAAGUAUGAUUCCACUCCUAGAAGAAAUGAAACUGCUGCGGCAAUUCUAAAGCCUGAUUUAGCUGUUACUGUAAACAGGAAAGGCAAAACUUUCACAAGUGAACUUGAAGAUAAGGCAGACAAAAAUUAUUUGGAUUUUGUAUCUGAUUCCUGGCUUGAUAUGGAAAAUAUCUCCACAGGGCUAAUGCUGCAGAUAAAUAAAGGUUGUCAAAAUAGUUCUCUUGAGGAUUGUCAGCUAUUUGACAGCAGAAAUACUUCAUCAAAUGAAGAGAAUAAGCAAGUCAGUAAUUCCUUACCUAAAAAUAUAUCUACCCGGCGUCACUAUUCAAAGAACCAACAUCAAAGUGAGUUCUGUGUUUCUGAUAGGAACAAUUUAGAAAUAACUGACCAGAUUAAAGAAUCUUUUGAACAAGACAAAAUUAGACCUGAAAAAGAUCUAGAGAUUAAUAAUGAACAGUUUGAAGAAGUGCAUUCUUGUGCAGAGAAUACACAGUUUGAAGAAGUGCAUUCUUGUGUGGAGAGCAUAUAUGAUACAAAUGGAGAUCAAAGCUUGGUAUGUUCAUAUAUGCUGGCUGAAUCCAGUACAUCAACAACUGAUCUAAAGGAAGCUGAUGUUAAUAGUAUUGUUGAUUCUCAAACACAGAAGGGGAGAGGUCAAAAAAGGAAACUGGAAGAAGUGAAAAAUAGUUCGAGGACAAGAUCAAAAAAGAAAAGUCAGAGCAAACGUUCUUGUUCCAAAGAAAAAGCAGAUUCAUCUGCAGGUCCCAGUGAUGCUUAUAACUUUAUUUUUGAGGAGAGUGUCCAUAUUACACCUUUCCGGCAAAACAAAGAAAAUGAGAGUAUCACAGACAAUAAAAGUUACACAGAAGAAACAUGUAGUGAUUCGUUGUCAGAUGAUAACUCUGAUGACAGUCUCUAUGUGCCUUACAAAAACAAAUCAAAAUCUGGGAAAACAUUAAGCCAUGGAAUUGAUGCAGCCCCAAUAUGCACAAGACGGCAAUGCAAAAAUACGAUUUCAGAACAGCAUGAAAGCACUGAAGGAAAAAUGUCAAUAGGUGAAUAUGGAGGUGAUAUGUCUGUAACUGAGGAAAACAGAUCUAAUUCUGUACCGAAAAUUGCUGGAAAGGUUCCAUGUCCCGUUUUUACUGAAGUGGACAAAGAAAAAGAACACAAGAUGAGUUCUUCUGAAAGUAUCAAUUUUAACACAGAUAAACAUUCUGAGAAUCUUCAGAAAAUUUGUCAUCUUGGAGAUAUUACCAACCUUACAUCACCUUCUAUCAAAACUAGAGAUUGUCAUCCUCCCAUCAUUACUGGCGAAAAAGAUUCUUCUCACCACAGACGCAGAUGUACCAUUAGUAUGUGUUAUAAGGAACCACCUAUCAACAGGAAGCUUCGACGGGGAGACCCUUUCACAGAUACUGGUUUCCUGAAUUCUCCAAUUUUUAAGGAGAAAAAGAGCUCCAAAUACAAGCCAGUUAAAAAGAAAUCGCUGUCCAGAUACAAUGAGGCAUAUGUUGGUUGCCUCUGAGAACCCUUUUCCAUGCAAAAUGUGUAACUUUGUUAGUUCAAGUGUUCUUCUGGUGUAAAGAGGAGUAUUUUUAGCCAGAUUUUGUUGCUGUGAAAUCUGAACUGUACAUUUGUACAUAUAGCUGUUUUACGUAUGGAUUUAGAUUUGAUUAAUGCUUUAGUAACACUUCCCUAUGACGCCUACAGACAUACGAUGUUUUCCAUAUUAUAUAUUAAGAAUCAAUAGCCAUGUAACUGAAAUAUGUAAAUAGGAAACUAAUUCUCAGUUGGCAGAGAAAAAGAAAUUCUGUCCUUGGAUCCCUCUUUCCCUCUUCCUUCUUUCCUUCCCUUUAUAUUAUAGAAAGAAUAUUGCCUAUCACAUAAUUAAUGUUGCCAUUCUGGGAAUUACAAUUCCCAAGAAGCACUGAAUUGGAAAGGAGAUAGUGAGGAAUAAAAAAAUCAGAAUGAAGAUGUACAACGGGGCAGGUAAAUAGGGUUAGCUGGACGGAAGGAAGUCUUUGGCUUGAAUUUACUAUUGGAGGAUAAGAAAUGGGCAGCUCAACUCACAUUGAAGUGGGCUUUCCAAGCAAGCUGCUGUAGUUCACAUGUAUGUUUAGCCAAAGGAGAAUAAACUCUGUUUUACUGCCUCUACGUGGGUAGAAUGUUCAUUCUACAGGAUGAGGUGGUUUUUCAUUUGAUUCGUAAGCCUUAUUAACUUGUGUUUAGUGUGAAACACAAAUCAAUCUAGCAGCAUAUUAAUUUCUUUGUAGAGGUUUCUCAACUGUCAUUUACUGUUACAGAAAUUUGUAAUAAAUAUUUAAUAAAGUAUAAGACUUUGACUUA
Molecule: messenger RNA, 3109 nt
Organism: Heteronotia binoei (common prickly gecko)
Lineage: Eukaryota; Metazoa; Chordata; Lepidosauria; Squamata; Gekkonidae
Gene: SGO1
Product: shugoshin 1
Exons: 11
Coding region: 282-2288 (668 amino acids)
Cellular component (GO): chromosome, centromeric region
Source: RefSeq, a predicted model, not a curated record